CAAUAAUUCCGCACAAAAGAUGGCGGCAAAAGUUAAAGUUUUCCUGAUGUAGAUGAUAUUUAAAGUGAGUCCUUUUAAUUAGUGUGAGGGCUAUUUAGAUCAACGAAGCUCUUUAUUUUGCAAACAGAAAGAGCAGUAUGGGUGAUGAAGAGAAAAGAGUUGAAAAGAUCGACAGCAGACCGAUGUGCAAAUACGGAACAGAAUGUUAUCGUAAGAAUCCGCUCCAUUUUAAGGAAUACAGACAUCGAGGUUAUGACUCUGACACUGAUGAUGAUGAUGAGUUGGAGAAGUCUCCUCCAGCUAAAAGACAGAAGUUAACUAGUAAUUUGACAACCAGUGGGUCAUCAACUUCAUCAUCAUUAUCAAAAGACACAAAGAAUGACGUGAAGUGUUUGCCAUUUUUACUGACCACCGUUCGAGGAAUUCCUUCAGAAUUUAAUGCCAAAAAUUUGGCAGUUAGCAUCAAAGAUAUCCUUUCAAAUACAACGGGUAACCUAGAGGCAUCAGUGCAGUUCAACUACAUGUUUGAUAUUCCAUGGUUGAUGGAGCAGUAUCCUGCAGAUAAAAGUCAGGAAUAUUUGGCAGCAUACGGGGGUAGUGCACUAGAUGACUGGAAGAAAAAUGUUCGGGAACAUGAUAUGGCAUCUGCAAGGGUUCGCUUGAUAGCUUCUGUUCCUGGGAGACACACUGGAGUCAAUAAAACCAAGUGGGGCCAUCUUAAACUCCGUAAGGUUCUUCACCAGCAUGGACCUAGCUCAGAUGACAUCAGUUCCAAGUGGCCUGUGAUUGGUCAGUUUUCUAGCAUAGGUUCCCUUGGGAAUGACAAGGACCGUUGGCUGUGUUCUGAGUGGUUACAAAGCUUGUCCACCUGUGCUGGUAACAUGAUGUCCAGUCCCCCUCUGCAUCUGGUAUUUCCCACAGUGGACAACGUACGGCACAGUUUGGAAGGUUACCCAGCUGGUGGCUCAAUACCAUACAGCUCCAAGACAGCUUUAAAACAGCCUUAUCUUCCAAAUUUCUUUUGCUCGUGGAAGUCUCUUUCCUGUGGUAGAAGUCGCGCCUCUCCUCACAUUAAAACGUACACCAGGACAUCCCCAGAUUCGAGGCAACUGAGCUGGUUUCUUAUGACAAGUGCAAAUUUGUCCAAAGCAGCCUGGGGCACCCUUGAGAAAAAUGGUCAACAACUGAUGAUCCGUUCCUAUGAGAUUGGAGUGUUAUUUCUCCCCAAAGAUCAGGAUCCCUACAGCAAAUACUUUCAUGUGAAAGGAAAAGAAGAAAGUUAUGAAAAUUCAAAUUCGUUGAAUUACAGUGUACAGCUUCCAUAUGAUGUCCCGCCUUCACCAUACACUAAAGAUGAAUCUCCUUGGAUGUGGGACGUCAAAUACAACACACCUGAUUGUCAUGGUAGAAUAUGGUCACCGACAUAACCAUUUUGCUGGCAAAUCACUGGGUAAAAAUUGAUCAAAUCAGAUGCAAAGGGGGAGGGGAGAGGCCACAUUGUUGAAAGACAUAAAAAUCAUGUUUUGUUCAGAGAUACUUUGUGAGAAUUGUUAAUUUUUGGUAUUCUCAUGUUGAAAAAAUCAAGUGUUGUUCAGACUUUCAAAUCUCUUGAAAUGACUAAAAUUAAAAUGAUCCUCAUGGAG
Stylophora pistillata is the source of this 1643-nucleotide messenger RNA. RefSeq names its product tyrosyl-DNA phosphodiesterase 1. Gene Ontology annotation, cellular component: nucleus. The record is from RefSeq and is a predicted model, not a curated record. Lineage: Eukaryota; Metazoa; Cnidaria; Anthozoa; Scleractinia; Pocilloporidae. Gene Ontology annotation, biological process: DNA repair. Gene Ontology annotation, molecular function: single-stranded DNA binding; double-stranded DNA binding; 3'-tyrosyl-DNA phosphodiesterase activity.